GGGCCGGUUGCAGACGCCUCCCGAGCAACGCGCAGCUCGGUACUGCGUUCAGUGCACACGCAGCAGUUUGCGGACCUGCUUCACCUGCCUGUGAGGACUUCUUUCAUUCUGUGUUUUGCAGAAUGGAGACAGACUGUAAUCCCAUGGAGCUGAGCAGUAUGUCAGCAUUUCAAGAAGAUUCAGAGCUCAAUGGUUUUGAAGGAACUGAUACGAAAGACAUGCGGCUGGAAGCUGAAGCAGUCGUCAGCGAUGUUCUCUUUGCUGUCAAUAACAUGUUCAUCUCGAAAAGCCUGCGCUGUGCAGACGAGGUGGCCUACAUCAACGUGGAGACCAAGGAGGGCAGCAGAUACUGCCUGGAGCUCACCGAAGCCGGCCUGAGGGUGGUCGGUUAUGCUUUUGACCAGGUGAAUGAUCACUUGCAGACUCCCUACCAUGAAACAGUCUACUCCUUGCUGGACACGCUCAGCCCUGCCUACCGGGAGGCAUUUGGGAACGCGCUGCUUCAAAGACUGGAAGCUUUGAAAAGGGACGGGCAGUCCUGACCACGCUUUUCUUCUAGGGAGGCUGCUGCUGGUGCAGAAAGUGGGUGUAAAGCAUGAAAUCCCUGCAUAUGAUCAUAGUAGAAAAUGCAUCUUUGCUUUUGUCUUUAUCACUUCUUGCUUCACAUUUAGGCUUUUGACUCAGAACAGUAUUGAUUAAAGAUUCUCUUUGUUAAUGUCUGAUUCACUAAGGGAAUUCUGAGUCCACUGCUGUGAAACCAUCACCAAGAUACCAACAUUUGUUCAUCGAGGAUCCCUGCAUUUCAAACCCUAGCCAGCAUUUCGUUCUUUAUCCCAGGGCUUUGAUGCAGCCAGCACUGUCUUUUACAUAGGAAAUUAGAGAUUUGCACAGAAAUAUUGAAAUUAUAAUUGCCUAACUUCAAACUUUGAUUCAGCUUGCUAAAUCAGGGGUUUACUACUAGCUUGGACUGACUUUGUAGUCAUUAUUUUGCUACUGGCCUUACUGGAAACAUAUCAGCUAGUUUCCCCCGCACAAAUAUUGAAAUUCACCGCUACAAUUAAACUCUUUAUAUUACUAAUAGGGGUUGAUAAAGGUGAAUUAAUUAUGUAUUACUUAGCUAGUGUUAAAUGAAAAGCAGGCACUGAAACAGUUCUGUAUUCCUUAUUUGCAGUAGUCAGCCAGCUAAGCAGAGGACAAGCCGUUAGCAAAUGAAUGUAAUAAUUACUUGUUUCCAAGAUCUCUAAGCACAUAAGCAAAGACAGGAACAGACUCCAUUCUUUAACAAAAAGCACCUUCAGCAUAUAUAAUUUAGAAGAAGGAAGAUUCUGUUUCCUAGAAGAGUAUUUUGGCCUGUGUUGAUUCUCACUCUGAACGCUGUUUACAUAAUGUACAGUUUGUCUCAGAAAGUCUUCUGCUUCAUCGUUUCCUCCUGUGAUGGGGGGCUUUGGCGUUCCCACGGGCUCCUCCUUCCCCAGCAGAUGUGCAGCGCUCUGUCUCAUGCUGAGUCUGCAGUGUAACAUGAGCGCAUUGCAUAGGUUUGAAACCAAAGGGUGAAUGAAGCACUCAGAGACUUCAUAUUUGAAAAAUGGAAACUCUGUAUUUUAUAUUUUAUUACUGGCACUAACAUUUGUAAACUUGGUGAACUGCACCAUGCUGCUACAUGUCUUCAAGUACACAUUGAACAAUAAUGAUUAGGGGGUUGCUUUUUGAGUCGUCACCUGAAGCAGCAGCUGUAGAAAUGUUGAGCUGAAAUUCUGCAUCUGGACACACCUUCAUAAAUUUACUUGCAGACUUUCGUGUUGUUUUUAAAAACUAGGUAUUUUUAGGCCCUGAAGAUCCUGUAGACCAGAGCAAGUUCAAGUUCAGUAUGCAGGACUGUUCACUGUCGGAUGUCACUGGAAUGCUUGCAUCCUGUUUGGUAACACGUGUUCAUUCUCAGCUUUAUUUUCAGAUGCUUAACUGUCUGAGGAAUGAAGUCUAACUUCAGGUUGACCUUUCUCAUGCUUAAUCUCAGGCUUAAUGUAAAGAAUAUUUGUAAAGUUUGAAUAAAACUUGUUUACUCAUGUUAAGUGUGACGAAAAGUGAUUGUAUGUUUAAAAAUGGAAACUUCAUUUUGUGAUAAAUGACUGAUUCGAAGAGCUUCAGUUUCCAUUUUUGAAUUCUGCUGUUAUGCUUUGAUUUGAAGUGAAUGAAAGUGUUGUAUCACUAGGAGAGAGGAACAGGAGAGAGGACGUUAGUAAAACCACACAGAUGGACAGUCCAGAUAUUAGCACCUCCUUUCUACGCAGGCCAUUUAGAGAAUUUAAUCAGAUGAAUUAAACCUCGAUUUUGCUUCCAAAUUGAGGGGUGGGGGCCCACAGAACUCUCACAAAUCAAUUUUUAAAAAUGAGAAGAAUAGGCAAGUAAUGAUCAAACAACUUAGAGAAAAAUACAGAUGUCUGGUAACCACUUGAAAGUUGAUCAACCAGUAAUUAAAGGGAGGAAAAUUAAAAAUAAUUAGG
Messenger RNA from Trichechus manatus latirostris (Florida manatee), 2501 nucleotides. RefSeq names its product GSK3B interacting protein (gene GSKIP). The record is from RefSeq and is a predicted model, not a curated record. NCBI's taxonomy places the organism in Eukaryota, Metazoa, Chordata, Mammalia, Sirenia, Trichechidae. Gene Ontology annotation, molecular function: kinase regulator activity; protein kinase A binding. The transcript has 4 exons. Bases 123 to 542 code for a protein of 139 amino acids. Gene Ontology annotation, cellular component: cytoplasm. Gene Ontology annotation, biological process: regulation of canonical Wnt signaling pathway.